Molecule: messenger RNA, 3506 nt
Organism: Botrytis deweyae
Lineage: Eukaryota; Fungi; Ascomycota; Leotiomycetes; Helotiales; Sclerotiniaceae
Exons: 2
Coding region: 509-3187 (892 amino acids)
Biological process (GO): SREBP signaling pathway; positive regulation of transcription by RNA polymerase II
Molecular function (GO): protein dimerization activity
Source: RefSeq, a predicted model, not a curated record
UCCAUUCUAACUUCUGACUUCUCUCGUGCACUUGUCCUAAUAUAGCUAGUCUCCUUUCGUUUUCGACUAAAUUCCUGCGGAACGGCCCAUCAUACGAUAAAAUCAGACCACCACGGCUUAUCGGUCGAUAAUCCAAUAUAUCCCAAUUUCCCCCCCAAUUCCCCCAAUGCUCACAAAUUUGACAACAAAUUUCAUCCUCACAGCAAAAGAUGCGUAUGAACCCGUGAUCUGGUGAACUCUCUCGACUCUCGACCUUCCUUCUAUACCACUUUCCCUUCCUGCCUCCCUCUCAUUCACUUCCAAUCAUUUCAAUCAUUCGCAAGCUUGUCUCAAUUCGUACAUUUUGUGUACAUUUCAAUCCUUGUCUUAUCUGAUUCGAUCUUCAGAACUUUCCCAAUUAUCAAACCACUUUCUCCCAUUUCUCACCACAUCCACAUCCCCAUCCCCAGAUUCCACAUAACAUAACCUAUUGUAUAAUAAGACACCUUUCGAGGUGACGUGCCAAAUCAUGGUAUCCAAGAAUUCUUCUUUCGAUCCGACGUUGUCGGGAAUCUCAGCCGGUCUCGAAUCUUCCAAUGAAUUUGAUCAAACAGCCAUUUUUGCAGAUUCACUAGGCCUCGACGACGAUCCUUUGUUUCCAACAAAUUGGGACGAGACUACCCCGCCCUACGACGGCGGACUAUAUUCGACCCCGUUGAAUUGGGACCCCCCGAUGCCGAAACAAGAAGACCUUCAAGAUAUCGGUCCAAAGUACAAUAGUAUGAACUCGAACGGUGGACUUACUGCAGCUCAACAGGAAAAGCUGCGCGAUAUUGCCAUGCCACCUCACCUGCAAUACCAAAACCAACACAGUCCAGUCUCCAUCACUUCCAAGACCACUUCUAUCUCCUCACCCGAAUCACAAGAUAUGAGUCGCAAGCGCAAAUCCUCCGCCGAGGUCGACGAUGAGGACGACGACGAGUCUGGAGGACACCACCCACCUGCCAAGAAGACGACGGCGCACAAUAUGAUUGAGAAGAGAUAUCGCAACAAUCUGAACGACAAGAUCGCGGCUCUUCGGGACAGUGUACCAAGUCUGCGGAUAAUGCAAAAGAGCGCUCGUGGUGAAGUGACAGCUGAUGAUCGAGACGAAUUACAAGGUUUAACUCCGGCUCACAAACUGAACAAAGCUACCGUCCUCUCCAAGGCCACUGAAUACAUUCGGCAUUUAGAGAAGCGCAAUUCACGUUUACAGGAUGAGAAUAAUCAAAUGAAGACACGCAUCAACGCUUUCGAGAAGCUCUUUGUCUCUGGAUCGAUGGGUUUCGGUCCCAUGCAACAACCAAUGAAUCCAUAUCAAUACGCUCAAGAUUUCAACACACCAGGUCCUUCACCUUCCUCCGAUCAAGGUAUGAUACCUGUACCAGACGAUAUGCGCAGACUACAUGGGCAAAUGAGUCAAGAAACUUUUGCUGUUCCCACGCAAUACGUCACUCAGAACCGCCAACCAAUCGGUCCUAACGCAUGGAAUGGUGGAUACUUUGGCAAGCUCAUGGUCGGCUCUCUUGCUGGUCUAAUGAUUGUGCAAGGUUUCUCAGAGGCAGAGCAAGAGACGGAUACACCUGGCGCUCGUGGUCUCAUGGCCCUUCCUACUCACUUCCUUAGAGCCUUGAGCCGUGGUCUUCAUUCAAUGUUGGAGGUCAACUUCCAGGGAUAUCACCUGCCAGCAAGCCAGACUAUACAUUAUCUUCAAUACUCUCUCGCACUCGGUCUCCUCCUCUACAUCUUCUUACCUUCGUUGUUUAGCCCCAAGCCAAAUGCCAAAGGUUCCAAGUCUGCUAACUUAGCCGCUGCACCUUCACUCGCCUCUUCUAUACAAGUCAGAAGACAGGCUUGGCUUACAGCCGUUCAAACGGUCUGGGUGCCAAGACACAAUUUCUUUCUUGAGGCAGCUGCUUUGUGUAUGAAGGUUGGCAAGUUCACCUGUCGCAACAUUGUUGGACCUUCGCUCUAUUCUUUUUUGACUGGUACCACGGAAGAGCAAGAGAUUGCUCGGAUUAAAGCCUGGACUAUCGCUCUUGACGCACAGCUGACUGGUGGCGAUGUUGAGGUCAGCAAAAGCCGUUUGACACUGACUUUAUUGGCUUCUGGUACACUCCCUGACACUCCAGCCCGCUUGAUGCUCAAAGCACUACACAUUCGUGUUUUGUUAUGGGAGCUAAACGAGAUUGGAUUUACUGGAUCUAAAAUCAUUCGAAAUUGUGCUCAGGAAAUGGCUAGAUGGAAAUGGAACGAAGCAAAACAAAUGCAGCAAGUUCUUUCUCAGUCCAAAGAACAACAAGAUGAGCUACCCGAACAUCUCGCUACCCUUCUUGAGCAUAAGUGCGAUGAUGUCUUGGUCGAUGCCGUUGUACAACGUGCUUAUAAUCUUGCAUGGAAUCUACCCACCACCAGCAACACAAAGGUAAACUGUGGUAUGGACCGCGUGGUGGAUGAUUUUGCUGUUCGGAGCCCUCUUGAUGCUGUCGCAGCUUGGUGGUCAAGUCUUACACUCCACAAAGCCUUGGCAAAGAGUCUGGAGGUAGAGGAUGAAGACGUUGCAAGUUACAAAACCAUUGCCGAUGAUAUCAAGAUUGCCAUUCAAACAGCACCUCCUGGAUCCGGAGCUCAAAUUCGUGCUCUCGUUGCGCGUGCCGUUCUCGUCAAAGAAAAGCGUGGACAAAGUAUCGCUAUGGCUCUCAAGGCAGUUGGUGCAGGACAACAAAAGAUGCCCGUGUCAUCAAAUGUUAACAUCAAAACAUCUGUUGCCAAUUUACCAGACAUUCGAACUUCGAUCCAUUGCGCAAUGGCCCUUGCUUAUUUGGAACGCUUUCCUAUGCCAGCUAAUCCUGAGAACGCGCCAAAAAUUAUCGACUCUAUUGUUCCGGUCAAUCUCACUUUACUUGGUUUCACGGCAAUGUACAAGCUUGUUGAGAAGAUGCAUGAACAUACUUUGAUUGCCUCGACCUGUGCUACUUCGUUGGAAAAAUUUGCUGGCAACCUCAGAAUUUGGAUCGGUGGCACAGAUGGUGAGAAGAGUGGUUUGGAGACUGAAUUGAAGAGAGAAAUGGUGGAGAAAUGCUUGACCAUUACUGCACAAGUUGUUGGCAUGGAAAACGAUGCGGGCUAUGGUAGCAUGAGUGAUGACGGUGACAGUGAAGGAUGCUGAUGAUUAUUUUCAUUUUUAUUUUUCUUGCAACUUUCUUCGAAAUCAUGGGUUGACAAGACCUGACAAUGUAUAUUGUCCGGCACAAAAUUUUGGCAUUUGGAACGGCACAAGGGGUAUUAUUUAUUUUCCUUUUUUAAAUCGUCAUGGAUACCAGGUAAGCGAAUGUCGGGACUGAUUGGCGUUCGAGGUUUGAUCUAGAUGCGAUAGUAUCAUAGAGCACUGCGUUGCGCUGCUUUGGUUUGUGGUUAAAUGCAUAGGCUCUACUUCAAUAAAAAUUCUACUUCUCGUAACAGACUCUCAAUACAAUUAUUUAUCUAUU